Messenger RNA from Aspergillus sclerotioniger CBS 115572, 1109 nucleotides. RefSeq names its product peptide alpha-N-acetyltransferase complex A subunit ARD1. NCBI's taxonomy places the organism in Eukaryota, Fungi, Ascomycota, Eurotiomycetes, Eurotiales, Aspergillaceae. Gene Ontology annotation, molecular function: protein N-terminal-serine acetyltransferase activity; protein-N-terminal-glutamate acetyltransferase activity. Gene Ontology annotation, cellular component: NatA complex. The record is from RefSeq and is a predicted model, not a curated record. The coding region runs from base 139 to 879 and encodes 246 amino acids. Gene Ontology annotation, biological process: N-terminal peptidyl-glutamic acid acetylation. The transcript has 2 exons.
CAGCUCCUCUACUUACCACCUCUACAUCCUCAAUUCCUUAUACUUCCGGGGCUAUUCUCCUCCUCCUCCAUCCCCCCCCUUCUACACUAUCACCACCUCUCUCCCUUCCCCGAAGGAAAAACCAACCAACCCACCAAAAUGGUCGACAUCCUCCCCCUCUCCAGCUACCCCUCCUACAUCGACCUCCUCCCGUCCGUCCAAACCUGCAACAUCACCAACCUCCCCGAGAACUACUUCCUAAAAUACUACCUGUACCACGCCUUGACCUGGCCGCAGUUAUCGUUCGUGGCCGUGGUAAGGCCCAAAAACGGCUAUUCGAAGACCACCACCGGCACGCCCAAUGGCACCGGUAGUGCCGCGGAACAAUACCCCAAGGUAGUGGGGUAUGUGUUGGCGAAGAUGGAGGAGGAGCCGACGGAUGGAGUGCCGCAUGGGCAUAUUACUUCGAUUAGUGUGAUGAGGACGCAUAGACGGUUGGGUAUUGCCGAGAGGUUGAUGAGGAUGAGUCAACGCGCAAUGGCCGAAUGUCACCGCGCACAAUACGUUUCUCUGCACGUGCGUGUCUCCAACACCGCCGCUCUGCAUUUGUAUCGCGAUACGCUCGGAUUCCAGGUCGAGACGGUGGAGAGCAAGUACUAUGCCGACGGGGAGGAUGCGUAUGCGAUGCGCAUGGAUCUGUCGAAUAUGUUCAUUGAUUGGGCGGAGAUUGAGCGCAAGGAUCGGGAGCGGGCGGCGAGUGAUGAGAAGGAUGCGGAUGAGGGGGAUGAGGUUGGGGAGGCCGGGAAGAAGGAGUCGGAGAAGACCGUGCGGGUGAAGGUUGGUCGUGGGUUGGGUGUCGGUGAUUUGGUGGAGAAGAAUGAGGCGCAGACGGCGCAGUAGGAGGGAGGAGUUUAGUACUUCUCGGCUUAUUUUCUAAUUUCAUUUUUGGAGGGAGGAGUUCUUUGUAUAGAUAGCAUGGUUACAGGUAGAGGUAAGUAGAUUCGGGUAUAUUGAACCGUGUGAGUGCUCUGGUUCGAAAAAAAGGGUGGCACGUUGCUCGUAAGAUGAAAGAAAACAUAGCACAUGCUAAUUACCACUGUAUCACUAGUUCGCCUGUAUAAUGACAGAUA